AUGGCUUCAUCCGCAUGGUUACUCAUUCCAAUUUUGACUAAAGGAACUCAAGAUAAACAGCUACCAUUUGCCGCAUGGUAUCCCUAUGACAGUACGAUCUCGCCUCUGUACGAAUUUACCUACAUUUAUCAAUGUGUCGCCACACUUUACCUCGUCACAACUAUGUGUGAUAAUUUGUGUGAUGAUCUUAAAAAUCUUCACCAUGACCUGUAUAAUGUUGAUGUCAAUCAAAGGGUCAUUGCUUGCGUCAAGCACCACCAAGCUAUCUUGAGUUCAGCUGUGGACAGUAAUAAAUUUUUCGAUAAGACUAUUUUAGGUCAGUUAGUCACUACAACGGUUACUUUUGCAGUAAAUAUGUUACAGUUGUCUUUGGUCGUUAAUUUAGGUCGUGAAGGUGUAAAGAGUGUUUUUAACGUCAUGGCAGUGAUCACACAGAUUUUUAUUUACUGCUGGUUCGGAGAGGAAGUUCAGGUUAAGAGCAGUCAGAUCCCAUACUCAGCUUUCGAAUCCGAUUGGACAGGAAUACCAAUAGAAGCCAAAAAGAAUCUUCUCAUCUUCAUCAUGAGAGCCCAGAAGCCCAUCAAAAUGUCGGCGAUCAACCUGUUCUCACUAUCUCUGGCCACCUUCACAACGAUUUUGCGAACGUCUUGGUCGUACUUCGCUGUUCUGCGUCAAGUAAACGCUCAAGAAUAACCAAACUAACUUUUAAUUUACACAUAGAGUCACAAUUGACGCU
This is a messenger RNA of Zophobas morio, 736 nucleotides long. RefSeq names its product odorant receptor 4-like. Gene Ontology annotation, cellular component: plasma membrane. Gene Ontology annotation, molecular function: olfactory receptor activity; odorant binding. The record is from RefSeq and is a predicted model, not a curated record. Lineage: Eukaryota; Metazoa; Arthropoda; Insecta; Coleoptera; Tenebrionidae. The transcript is spliced from 6 exons. Gene Ontology annotation, biological process: sensory perception of smell; detection of chemical stimulus involved in sensory perception of smell. Bases 1 to 693 code for a protein of 230 amino acids.